Messenger RNA from Cimex lectularius (bed bug), 812 nucleotides. RefSeq names its product cytochrome c oxidase subunit 6A, mitochondrial-like. The transcript is spliced from 3 exons. Lineage: Eukaryota; Metazoa; Arthropoda; Insecta; Hemiptera; Cimicidae. The record is from RefSeq and is a predicted model, not a curated record. The coding region runs from base 247 to 726 and encodes 159 amino acids. Gene Ontology annotation, molecular function: enzyme regulator activity. Gene Ontology annotation, cellular component: mitochondrial inner membrane. Gene Ontology annotation, biological process: mitochondrial electron transport, cytochrome c to oxygen.
UUUUGACAAAACAUAUGACAAAUUCAACAAUUCAAAAACUGAGUGGAUGUGUUUUUUAGGUGUGAGUUAAAACAUUAAAUUAAACGUAGAAAAUAAAAUUAUUUAAUGGCUUUGUAAAACUGAAACUGCGUGUAUUGAAAAAGCGGAACAAAUAGCAAUAGACAAGGAAGAAUGGCUGCAACCCCAGUUUGAAGAAAUCCGUUGAACGCCUAGUUUUUAUGUUGGUUGCUGUACAUUUGAAGAAUUAUGUUAAGAACAAUCUGCCAAUGGAACGCCGCUCAAAUCUGCAGAGAUUUCUCCAGGAGCGUCCUACUCCUUGAAAAACGGCCUGUUGAUAAGGGGCCAAAAGAAUGCAAGCCAAAGGACAGAGAGAAAAAGGAGAAAAAACCCCUUAAAAAAUGCAUGAGGAAACAAGACAAAUUUGAAUUAGAUUGCAAAGCGGCGAGGUAUUGUGACAAGUCCGCCUCGCAAAGGGAUCCCAAAGGUGGAAGUUAUUUAAUUUACAAAGCGCUGAGUCUGUUUUUGGGCAUCCCACUCAUGAUAGGUUCUACAUACGUGCUGUUAGGUCCAGAACAUGAACAUGAGAGGCAGCCAUUUGUCGCCUACCCGCACUUGAGGAAAAGAGAAGCCAAAUAUCCAUGGGGAGAUGGAAACCGCACGCUUUUUCACAAUCCUAAGGUCAACCCCUUGCCAGAAGGUUACGAAGACGAAAUAGGAGAGAAAUGAUUUCUUCAACCGUUGUCAAGGGAGGAGAGUGUUCCAACAUAAAAGAAACUUAGAAUCAUUGUCAUUAAAUCAUUUACUCUAACAAA